AUGGAUUGGUGGUCGGUGAAGUUGAACGACAUCGGCAACCUCCUGUGGGGCGACGCGCCCACGCAGGGGGGCGGCCCCCUUUCGCCCCGCGCGUCUACCCGCGGACCACCGGCCCAGCCUGUGACUUCAUCCACCCCCGCCCCCUCUUCAUCUUCAUCAUCUUCAUCUUCAUCUUCUUCCUCCAAACUGAGUACUCCUCCCGCGUCCCCGCGAGGCACUCCUUCCUCUUCUUCUUCGUCGUCCACCCCUCCAUCCUUGUCAUCUUCGUCAUCUUCGUCGGCAGCCGCAGAUGAUUUCAAGGCCGCUACGCCGGCCGGGGAGGACGUGCCCAGGCGGCGGUGGACGUCGCGCCCCAAGCUCAAGUCGCUCAACGAUAUCGAACAGAAGUACCACUCCAUGGGCCACCGCCAGCAGCUCCAGCAGCGCGGCCCCUCGGCCAAGGACCUCGACGUCACCGUCUCCUCCGACGCCUCCUCGCAAGGGAAGCAUCGCACGACGCUGGGCGCUAGCGAGAUCGAGGGAACGUUCAUACAGGGAGGAAGCGGCGGUGGCGGCAUCGGAGGUGCGAGCGGCGCUGGCGGAGAGACUGAGGAGUCAUCGUCGACGAAGCUGCACUUCCUCUUUCUGCACGCGUGCGAGGAGGGCGACGUGGAGCACGUCCACACGCUUCUGUCCAUGUUCGGCGGGAAGGAGCUGGACGUCAACGUGCGCAAGGCCAUCGCCUCGCCUGAGGACGCCGCGCAGCAGGACGAUGACGAUGCCGCCGCCGGCGAGAGCGACGGCAUUCGGCGGCAGCAACACUUCAACACCUUCAACAUCAGCACCAGGAGAACGACGAGCGACGACUUCAAGGUGGGCGAGGUGACGGGCCUGUUCUUGGCCUCCAUCAGUGAAAACGAGGACGGAGGCGAAGAAAUCGUUUUCCUGCUCAAGGAGAACGGUGCCGAGGUGGAUGUGCCGCUGCAGCCCGAAGGCUACACUCCUCUCUUCAUCGCCGUAAUGCGAGGCAAAGAGCGCAUGGUCAGAGUGCUGCUGGAGAACGGGGCAGCGGCAGACAAGAAGGUCGGCGGGUCCACGCCGUUCUUCCUCGGAGCUAAAAUCGGCGUCGGCCGGCCCAUCCUGCGCAUCCUCCUCAAGUUCUGCCCGUCGCUGGUCCACGUGCCUCACGACGACGGCCGGACGCCGAUCUUCGUCGCUGCCAUGUGCGGUCACAGGGAUGCGGUGGAGGUAUGCAUCGAUGCCGGCGCGCAGGUGAAUGAGCCCGUGGACGGACUCACGCCCCUCCUGAUCGCCUGCUACAAGGGCCACGUCAGCGUCGUCGAGCGACUGCUCGAGACCGGCCAAGCCGACGUCAACAUGUGCGCGCUCGACGGCACCACGCCCCUCUUCAUCGCCGCCCAUCGCGGCCGCACGAACCUGGUGCAGCUGCUGCUGGCCAAGAACGCCAAAGUCAACCUGCAGCACAACGACGGCCGCACUCCGCUCUUCGUGGCCGCCCAGUUCGGUCACGCCGAGGUGGUGGAGCUGCUGAUUGCCUACGGUGCGGACGUGAACCACACGCUGCCCGACGGCUACACAACGCCGCUCUACGUCGCCACGCUCGAGGGCCACACCGAAGUGAUGGACCUCCUGCUCGGGGCCGGUGCCAUCGUGAGUGUGGACGAAGACGAGCUGCUCGAAUACCCCGAGGAGCAGGUGCAGGUGCAGCAGCCCAAGAAGGGCGCCCUCAAGAAGGCCACCUCAGCUCGCAGCUUUGGCAAGUCGAAGGUGGAAAAGGCGCGCGAGGCGUCGAUCGAGAUCUCGGGUCCCACCAACUUCAAGAAGCUCUCCGCCACGGGUCCGGCCUCGGCCCAGCAGGAGGUCUCCAAGGUGGUCGUCCAAAUCGAAGAGACGCGUAAGCGACGCAUCAAGGCCUUCAUUCGCGCCGACUUGGGACUCACCAGUGCUCCUGCACAGACCUUCAAGAGCCUCAUGGAGCGAGGCAAGGCGGCGAGCGCCUCGCCCGAAGACGCCCAGCGCGUGCAAACGCUCUACUCGAAGUACCGGGACAUCUACCUGCCCAUUCUGCACCCGGCCGUGGAGAAGCCCAUCCAGCUGGACCCCAAGGACGUGCGCGCCGACGCCGACUGGGCCGAGGAGGAGGGCGUCAAGCGCGCCUACACCGAGGCCCAGCGCCUCCGUGAGGAGAUGCGUCCGUUGCACGAGAUCAGGGCGCUGCUGACCCACGAGCACCGACCCGUGCUGGGCACUCUCAUUUCUGGUAAAGACGCAUCAAAGUCGCCCGAUGAGCUGCUUCGCCUGUUUAAGGACCAACAGACCGUGGACCACUGGCGUCGGGUCAUCGAAGCCAUCCACCCCCUGCCCGCCCCCGCCAUCACGCCUCCGAGCGGAAGCAGGAUUUUGCCGCCGAGGCCGCAGGCGCCGCCGCCCUCCCCGGAGGAGCUCGCCCGCAUGAAGCAGGAGGUGCAGGAGGAGCUGGCGCGGCUGGACGAGAAGGAGAAGGAGGUGAGGAAGCAGCAGCAGAACGUGGUCGACUUUGGCGCCUUCUGCGAGGAAGUGGUCAAGCGCGCCACCAACUACUUCAACAUCGAGCGCCUCGUCACCACGCACCGCAAGCUCGCCCAGGACAAGAGACAGGAGCUGGUCAAGGCGGUUCACCAGGAGCUCGAGGAGGAGCUGCAGAUGAAGAAGAAGAGGAUCGUCGAAGAGGCCGAACGUCAGAAGCGCGAGGAGGAGGAAGCCGCAGCCGCCGCGCUCGAUUCUACAUUCGUGCCUCCUCCGCCGCCCUCCGUGCAGUCUUCGCCUCGCGCGGGGCCACCGCUCCCGCCGCCCCGUAGCUCGCGCGCCCCGCUGCCCGAGAGGCUGGCCGAACAGCAGCACAAUUCUGAUAACAGGUACGGCGAUGCCGAAGAGGAGGAGGAACAGCAGCAAGACUCGAGGAGCAAGCGACAGUCCGUCUGGGUGCCGGGCGGCGCCAGGCAGCGUCAGCGACGAAGUAUAAUGACGAGGAUGAUGAUGAGGCGGAGCAUCCAACUGACGAACGUGCCUGGCACGCCGCCCUUCACCACCGCCAACCCGCCGCCGAUGUGGUCCCGCAUGCCGUCCCUCGGCUCCAACCGCACCGCCACGUCCCAUAACCCCGAAGACCCCGCGUCGGCCGACGUCGAGCAGCAGCCAGCGCCCUCCGACGACAACGCCGGCUACCACUACGGCGACGAGCAGCAGUCGCAGGAGCAGGAGCAGCAACACGAACACGGAGCCGAGUACCCGGAAGAGGAGGUGGAGCAGGUGGAGGCCUAUCCCGAGUACGACCCGGAGACGGAGUACGCCUACCACUACGACGAUGAGGCGUUCGAGGACGUGGACCUCAAGGAAGCCGAGCUCUGGUGA
Acanthamoeba castellanii str. Neff is the source of this 3390-nucleotide messenger RNA. RefSeq names its product ankyrin repeat-containing protein. Lineage: Eukaryota; Discosea; Longamoebia; Acanthamoebidae. Bases 1 to 3390 code for a protein of 1129 amino acids. Gene Ontology annotation, molecular function: protein binding; transcription cis-regulatory region binding. The transcript has 19 exons. The record is from RefSeq and is a predicted model, not a curated record. Gene Ontology annotation, cellular component: nucleus. Gene Ontology annotation, biological process: positive regulation of transcription by RNA polymerase II.